Messenger RNA from Salvia miltiorrhiza (redroot sage), 856 nucleotides. RefSeq lists its product as uncharacterized. Bases 1 to 813 code for a protein of 270 amino acids. NCBI's taxonomy places the organism in Eukaryota, Viridiplantae, Streptophyta, Magnoliopsida, Lamiales, Lamiaceae. The transcript is spliced from 3 exons. The record is from RefSeq and is a predicted model, not a curated record.
AUGCUGAAGAAGCUCAUAAAACAGUUCAUCAAACUUUUGAACUCACUUCCGCCGUCGUUCCACGCUCUUCGGAAAGAUCUCAGACCGCUCGCACGCGGAUCCAGACAAGCGCCGCGGGAAAGUUAUCCACUCCAAGUUCCGGCAAGCCAAACUGACCGGAGAAGAAGACAGCGGCCGGAACGCCGGAAUUCGCGGGACUUGAAAAAAUUCUCGGCGCGCCGACGGCGGCGGUGCGGCGGAGGAGAGCGGGGAGGGUUUCGCACGGGGGAAGCGUGUAAGCAGGAGUUGGCACGCGUUAAGGCACUUAUCUUCGGACGUGCCGUUCACACGCAUUGCACGGUGACAAGAUGUGGGGUCCAUGGUGGGGCCCUUUCGGUUGGAUCUUUCAAAAGGAAGAUCCAAAUUGCAGUUGAGGAAAGAUGGUGCAACGCAUGUGUGACGGCGGAAGAGACGGUGGAACACGUGCUACUUCACUGCCCAAAAACUGAACAAGUGUGGAACAAUAUUCAGCAAUGGAUCAACAUCAAGACAGUGACACCAAGAGGUUUAUCUCAACACUUUCUUUCUUUUAUUCAUGCAAGCAAAGAUAAGAGAUGGCGGAAAUUCUUGAAAGGAUUGUGGAUUGGUACGGUUUGGAUUCUGUGGAGAUGUCGGAAUGAGAGCAGGUUCCAAGGAAAGGUGUGGGAUGUUCAAAAAGUUACACAGGAGAUUAUAGGCAGGAUGUGGAGUUGGAACUCUUUUUUUCACAUUGUGGACAUUAACUUUCCUUUCUCUUUGUGGUGCUCGAAUGGGCUUGUUCUGGACUCUUUGUAAUUUGGUACCUCUGGUACCUGCUUUUCGUUUCUUAUAAUAAAUU